Echinops telfairi (small Madagascar hedgehog) is the source of this 3236-nucleotide messenger RNA. RefSeq names its product tripartite motif containing 32 (gene TRIM32). The record is from RefSeq and is a predicted model, not a curated record. Gene Ontology annotation, molecular function: zinc ion binding; protein binding. Lineage: Eukaryota; Metazoa; Chordata; Mammalia; Afrosoricida; Tenrecidae. The transcript has 2 exons. The coding region runs from base 273 to 2234 and encodes 653 amino acids.
AUGGGAGUAGGGUUGGACUGAAGUCAGGAAAUUAGGUGGGAGGGCAGGGGUUGAGUGUAUGAAGUGUGCCACAGGAACUAAGCUCAGGGGACCAGGAAGAUCAUGCCAUAGCAUGUAAGGAGCACAUUCUGCCAAUAGCAAAUUGGGCAGCUAGCAGGAAACAAGCAACUUGAAAGAGCUGGGAUGCGGGGAUUGGACCCCUGGGGCAUGAAGACAAGUGCUCAGCUGUUCUGUUCCUGGCUGUUUGGGCAGGACCCUUCCAAGGCAGAGUCAUGGCAGCAGCGGCAGCCUCUCACUUGAACCUGGACGCCCUCCGGGAGGUGCUGGAAUGCCCCAUCUGCAUGGAGUCCUUCUCUGAGGAGCAGCUGCGGCCCAAGCUGCUGCACUGUGGCCACACCAUCUGCCGCCAGUGUCUGGAGAAGCUGCUGGCCAGCAGCAUUAAUGGCGUCCGCUGUCCCUUUUGCAGCAAGAUCACCCGCAUCACCAGCCUGACCCAGCUGACGGACAACCUCACAGUACUGAAGAUCAUCGACACAGCCGGACUCAGUGAGGCCGUGGGGCUGCUCAUGUGCCGGGCGUGUGGGCGGCGGCUGCCCCGGCAGUUCUGCCAGACCUGCGGUGUGGUGCUGUGCGAGGCUUGCCGCGAGGCUGACCACCAGCCCCCCGGCCACUGCACGCUCCUUGUGAAGGAGGCAGCCGAGGAGCGGCGCCGGGACUUUGGCGAGAAGUUGACCCGCUUGCGGGAGCUGAUGGGGGAGCUGCAGCGGCGGAAGGUCGCCUUGGAAGGUGUCUCCAAGGACCUGCAGGCGAGGUAUAAAGCGGUUCUCCAGGAGUACGGGCACGAGGAGCGCAGAGUCCAGGAGGAGCUGGCCCGCUCCCGGAAGUUCUUCACAGGCUCCUUGGCCGAGGUCGAGAAGUCCAACAGUCAAGUGGUGGAGGAGCAGAGUUACCUGCUGAACAUUGCCGAAGUGCAGGCCGUGUCUCGCUGUGACUACUUCCUGGCCAAGAUCAAGCAGGCCGACGUGGCCCUGCUGGAGGAAACAGCUGACGAGGAGGAGCCAGAGCUCACUGCCAACCUGCCCCGGGAGCUUACCCUGCAGGACGUGGAGCUCCUCAAGGUAGGCCAUGUCGGCCCCCUCCAAAUUGGGCAGGCUGUGAAGAAGCCCCGCACAGUCAACAUGGAGGAUUCCUGGGCCAUGGAGGCUGCGGCCUCUGCGGCCUCCCCCUCGGUUACAUUCCGUGAGAUGGACAUGAGCCCCGAGGAGGUGGUGACCAGCCCACGGUCCUCCCCUGCUAAGCAGCGGGGCCCCGAGACGGCCUCCGGGAUCCAGCAGUGUCUCUUUCUCAAGAAGAUGGGCGCCAAAGGCAACACACCAGGCAUGUUCAACCUUCCCGUCAGCCUCUACGUGACCAGCCAAGGAGAGGUGCUGGUUGCUGACCGAGGCAACUACCGUAUACAGGUCUUCACCCGCAAGGGCUUCCUGAAGGAGAUCCGUCGCAGCCCCAGCGGCAUCGACAGCUUCGUGCUGAGUUUCCUUGGGGCCGAUCUGCCCAAUCUCACGCCUCUCUCGGUGGCCAUGAACUGCCACGGGCUGAUUGGUGUGACCGACAGCUAUGACAACUCCCUGAAGGUAUACACUUUGGAUGGCCACUGCGUAGCCUGUCACCGGAGCCAGCUGAGCAAGCCCUGGGGCAUCACGGCCCUGCCGUCGGGCCAGUUUGUGGUGACUGAUGUGGAAGGCGGGAAGCUCUGGUGCUUCACUGUCGACCGAGGAGCCGGGGUCGUCAAGUACAGCUGCCUGUGCAGUGCGGUGCGGCCCAAGUUCGUCACCUGUGAUGCCGAGGGCACCGUCUACUUCACCCAGGGCCUGGGCCUCAACCUGGAGAACCGGCAGAACGAGCACCACCUCGAGGGCGGCUUCUCCAUCGGCUCUGUGGGCCCUGAUGGGCAGCUCGGCCGCCAGAUCAGCCACUUCUUCUCGGAGAACGAGGAUUUCCGCUGUAUUGCUGGCAUGUGUGUGGACGCCCGCGGGGACCUCAUUGUGGCCGACAGUAGCCGCAAGGAAAUUCUCCACUUUCCCAAGGGUGGGGGCUACAGUGUCCUUAUCCGAGAGGGCCUCACCUGUCCAGUGGGCAUUGCCCUCACUCCGAAGGGGCAGCUGCUGGUCUUGGACUGUUGGGACCACUGCAUCAAGAUCUACAGCUACCACCUGCGGAGAUACUCAACGCCAUAGCAGAGAAACAGCGCAGCCAGCUUCCCUCCCUUGUGCUGGGUGGUGGUUGGUGGUGUAGAGUAGGCGCAGUGUGUACCCUGAUCCCAGCUGCUUGGUCCUAGAGUUUUAGAAGCACUGCCUUUUCCUGUUCUUCCUCCUUGUGUUGACAGAUGCAUUUUCCCACUGGGACACACAACUUGGUUAGCUGAAAUUCCAUUAGAUGUCGAGCACCUCUGAAGCUUCCAUAGGGAGAGCCACUUUGGCCUUUUUUAUAGAUAGAGAUGUUCCCGAGUGUUGAUCCCUUGCUGUUGUCCCUCUCUUUUGGCUUGAUGUCUCUGACCUGUUCCCUGCUUCUUACAACUUGCUUCACCUUUGAUAUACCCGCACCCCCCACCCCCAGCCUGCACUCCCUGUGCAUGCCCCAGUGGAAUCCUCUCCACUGACAUUUCAGGCACCAUUCCCCUUGGCGUGGUGCCUCUGGUCUGAUCACCUUAGCCAGUGUGAACGCUCGAUCACACAGUGCCGCCAUGUGAGAUCAACAGCCCUUGAGGGAAGGAAGCAAUGCUGCUUGGCUGGGGGAUUCGGGCCACCUGGAUUGUCCUAAUUGUAGAUGUGCCAGAAAACAGACUGACCCUAGUUGGUUAACGCUUAAGGCUUCUGCUGGGAAAGAGCUUGCCUUGUAAAGGAGCGUGGGGAUUGGAAUUAGGUCAAAGAUCAGAAAAAUGGGAGUAAGCAAACAUGAACGUGAAUGUAGUCAGUGAACCCUCUCGGGGGGAGGGGGGGUGUCUCUGGGCACAUCCUUUUCAUACUACCUCUCUCCACUGACCUGUGCUAAGACUGUACAUACAGAUCAGGGCCAGCAGCGUGGGGCAGUGGACACAUCUCAUUUUCAGUACUAAAGCCAACAGAACAAAGCAGUUGGGCUUCACUCUGUAUUUUCUCCAAGUGAGUAUAUUUGCGGUUGAGGGUGGGGUGCUAUUUCCAUUCUCCUUCACAUUAAAGAAUUGAUGACUUUCUUCUCAA